Molecule: messenger RNA, 2003 nt
Organism: Nematostella vectensis (starlet sea anemone)
Lineage: Eukaryota; Metazoa; Cnidaria; Anthozoa; Actiniaria; Edwardsiidae
Product: peroxisomal membrane protein PEX13
Exons: 5
Coding region: 122-1360 (412 amino acids)
Biological process (GO): protein import into peroxisome matrix, docking
Cellular component (GO): peroxisome; peroxisomal membrane; peroxisomal importomer complex
Molecular function (GO): protein binding
Source: RefSeq, a predicted model, not a curated record
GGACCGAGGAUACCCAUUUCAUUUCGAAACAACAUCGUCGCCAUUUUGUUAAAGAAAUGAUUCCCCAGCAAAAUCUUUGAUUUGUUUGUUCUUCAAGCACACAAUGUAACUGAUUCCCACGAUGAGCGCUCCCCCGAAGCCUUGGGAAGGAGCUGGUGUAAAUUCUCGGGCUAGUACGGCAUUCCGGAGUGCAAUCACUCCACGACUUCCCCCGACAGUAGGCGACCGAAGCAAUCAGCUAUCUGAAAGUGCCCCAACAUCACAAGCGAUGGAUUGCUGCUCAAAUAAGAACCCUCCCCCGAUUCCAUCUAGACCACAGAGAGCUGGCAUGUCAAGCAUGGGUAGCGGGUACGGCAUGUCAAGCUAUGGUGGUGGCUACAGCAGCAUGUAUGGCGGGGGGAUGUAUGGUAGCAGUAUGUAUGGUGGAGGCAUGUAUGGGAGUGGCAUGUAUGGAGGAUAUGGGGGAUAUGGUGGCGGAUAUGGGGGAUACUCUUCCUACGGCAUGAUGAAUAGAGGGUAUGGUCAGGAAGGAACUAGUACCUUUGUUCGCCGAGCUGAGGAGAGCAGUCAAGCAGCCUUCCAAUCAGUAGAAUCCAUUGUCCAGGCAUUUGGCUCUAUUGCCAUGAUGCUUGAGUCCACUCAUUUUGCCAUGUUUAACUCAUUCAGAGCUGUAAUUGGAGCAGCUGACCACUUUAGCAGACUUAAGAACCACCUUCUUAGUGCAUUUGGUGCUGUAGCAAUAUUUAGAACACUGAAAUACUUGUACCAGAAGCUGCUCUAUAUGCUUGGCUUGAUAAAGACCUCUGGCCUGGAUGAGGAGGUGUGGACUGAUGCAGCCACCUCUGCUGCCUCUGCCGCGGCAGAAGGGGAUGCAAAGCGGGCCUCAAGAUCUUGGCCGAUUAUCAUGUUCUUUGCUGUUGUGAUGGGCGUACCAUGGUUGAUUUGGAAGUUCUUGCAGUCUGUCUCGAGUGAGGAAGACAGUAGUAAAGACUGGAUGACAGGUGAGGGUGAUCAUGUACUAGCCAAGGCCGAGUUUGACUUUAACGCACAGGGUGAGGAUGAGUUGUCCUUUGCUGCUGGAACUGUCCUGAGGCUUGCUCCUAAAGGAAAGCAGCCCCGUAUGCGGGGAUGGCUUCUAGCCACAGUCGAUGGUGUAAAGGAUGGAAUUGUGCCUGGUAACUAUGUUAAGAUUCUUGGGUUAAGGCGUGGCACCAAGUCUGGGGCAACUGUCCAAGAAAUAUCACAAACACCACUGCCUGAAGAGUCAUCACAACAAGAACAGCAAAGAGACACUCUCAAUGUAGAUUUGCUUAGCGAGUUUGAUAAUGCACAGAGUGGGCCGGAUAUUCCGGAUUCCUGAGAGUCAAAACAAGAAACUGAGAACAAGAACAAUGGUAACAAUCACAGUUGUUGUAAAUGAUCAAAGCGAAAAUUUGUAUAAAUAAAACAGUACACAUUUACAAAUACAUGGCACCAAUGAUAUUGCAAAUGAGACAAACCUACCAGGCACAGGUCCAGACCUAUUUUAUAGUCUGCGUAAUGGCUCUUAAUUAAUGGGGAGGGGAAGGGGGCGAGAGAAGAAAAAGAAAAUGUACGCCUUAGAUUCCCUUGAGAGCUGCUACGCAGGCUAUAUUUUACACCUGUUUAUCUAAACAGGUCAACGUGAUUAGAGUUAGUGUGUCAAGUAUUGUCUGGUAUGUCUUCUUUCUUUUAAUAGAGCCAUUUGUGUUCAGUAUUCAGUUUUCGUUUUUUUUUUUGUAAACAGGUUAGAAUUUUUACCUUUUAUCCAUACCUGGCUACUGUCAGAGAACUGAUAAAGAAACAAACAGGAAGGGAGCUCUGCCAGUAGGGUAUCUAUUAAAUACUACCAAUUAUUAGCUAUUAUUUUUUAACAUAGAAUGUUAAGUUAUGUGAAGCUACACCAGAGUGGUUUUAGUAAGCUGAAAAAUGAUUUGUAAUAGUCAAAACUAGUAGUCAAGUUAAUGCAAAAGAAAUGAAAAGUG